CGGUGUGUCGUUUCUCGCCCUGCUCCCCAUCUCUCACCGGGAUGCCUCCCCGGGAGGGACGCAGGGCACAGCAGGUGGCCGAGCACGCCGCCGCCCUCAGGACCGGCGCUCCCGCUAUUUCUUCCAGCGCAGAAGAAACCCCGCUGAAUCAGGCUCGGCUCCCGAUGCGAGCCUUGCCGAGCCGGAGCAUCUGUUGAGCGCAGGGCGCGGAGGCAGGCGCAGCCCGGCCGGGGCUGAGAGCGGCUCGCUGGAAGCGGCGGCACAUCGAUCACACUGAUCGCACUGAUCACACUGAUCGCAUUGAUCACACGGCCGCGCGGCCAAUUAGCGCCGGCAGCCGGGGCCAGCCCUCGUGCCUGCGCGCUGCCCAUCUAUCGGCGCUAAUUACCGAGACACUUCAUGCCUACUUUGGUUGGGAAUUAAUUCGAGGCCAGAUAAAUAAUGCAUUAGGGUUUAUCCAGCCCCGCGUGGAGCGGCGCCCCGAGGCAGGGCUGGAGCGGCGAGCGGCGGGGAUGCGCGGGGCGGCGGCCGGGGCCGGGCGCUGAGGCUGCGGGCAGCGCCCAGCCGGGAGCAUGCUGAGCCCCAAGAUCAGGCAGGCCCGGAGAGCCCGGUCAAGGAGUCUGGUGAUGGGUGAACAGAUUGGGCCUCCCUCCAGACCAUCUUCCCCAAACCCUCAGGAACGUGUGCUGAAGUGUGGCUGGCUAAAGAAGCAGAGGAGCAUCAUGAAGAACUGGCAGCAGCGCUGGUUUGUGCUGCGUGGGGAUCAGCUCUUCUACUACAAGGAUGAAGAGGAAACUAAACCUCAGGGUUUGAUACUACUGCAAGGCAGUCAGGUGAACGAGCUGCCACCUAAUCCUGAUGAACCAGGGAAACAUCUGUUUGAAAUUACUCCAGGUGGUGCAGGGGACCGGGAAAAGAUGCCUGCCAAUCAUGAGGCUUUCCUGCUCAUGGCUAAUUCCCAGAAUGAAAUGGAAGAUUGGGUGAAAGCCAUCCGACGGGUUAUAUGGGCUCCAUUUGGUGGAGGUAUUGCAAAUAGCUCACAUGCACAUAAAUUAAAACAUUUGCCUCAAGGGAUCUUCGGGCAGCGCCUGGAGGACACGGUGCAGUACGAGCGGCGCUAUGGGCAGCGCCUGGCCCCGCUGCUGGUGGAGCAGUGCGUGGACUUCAUCCGCGAGCGUGGCCUCACCGAGGAGGGGCUCUUCCGCAUGCCCGGGCAGGCCAACCUCGUCAAAGAUCUGCAGGACUCUUUUGACUGUGGAGAGAAACCCCUUUUUGACAGCAACACAGAUGUUCACACUGUGGCGUCCCUCCUGAAGCUUUACCUUCGAGAGCUGCCAGAGCCUGUCAUCCCCUUUGCCAAAUACGAAGACUUUCUUUCUUGUGGACAGCUACUCUCAAAAGAUGAGGGAGAGGGUACCCAGGAACUGGUUAAACAGGUGAAGAAUUUGCCCCAAGCCAACUACAACCUCCUCAAAUACAUAUGCAAGUUCCUUGAUGAAGUUCAGGCUCAUUCCAGCAUUAACAAGAUGAGUGUCCAGAACCUGGCUACAGUAUUUGGACCAAACAUUCUGCGGCCCAAAAUGGAGGAUCCAGUGACCAUGAUGGAAGGCACCUCUCUGGUUCAGCACCUGAUGACAGUGCUGAUCAGUGAGCAGGGACGGAUCUUUGCUGUUCCUCAGGCGGAUGUGCCAGGGAACCAGCUGGAGAUCAAACCAAUGCGCCAGCGCAGCACUGUCGAGUGGAUCUCCGAGGAGGACGGGGAGGACAGCAGGUCACAGAACAGCGCUGCCAGCCCCACUGAUUUGCCUUCUGGCAAUGCUGUGGCUCUGGAGGCCACUCCAGGACCUGCAGUGAAAAUCACUCCUCCAGAGCAGAGUGGCAAAUCAACCCAGCCUGCCACGAGCCCCAGUAAAAGAGUGCAGACACUGCCUCCAUGGAAAUAUUCCUUCCGCCAGCAGGGAGCACGGUCUGUGAGCCCAAAGCUGGGCAGCUCUUCCUUAGACAUCCCCAACCUCUCCUCCAGUGGGAACUGGUUGAUGAACGGCCUGUACUCCCUCCGAGGCCAUCGCCGGACAGCCUCUGGGGAGCGAGUGAAAGACUCGUGUUCCUCCCAGAGACUCUCCACUUACGACAAUGUCCCCUCAUCCAGCCUGUCCCUCAGCACCCACAGCAUGGCCAGCACCACCUGGUCCACAUCAUCCUGUGAGAUCUCCGUGAUGGACUCGGUGAGCAGCUGCCCAGCCUGCCGGGCCAGUGACUCUUCUGCUUUGAGCUCCCUAAAAACCGAGUGGGUAACUCAGGGCUCGCUGUCCCAGAGCGAGGGCAAGACUGCAGAUCUGGAGAACAGCAUGGACAGGUUUGAAGCCUGCAGCAGCAGCAGCAGUGAACAGAGUGACCCGGCUGCAGCUUCCCGAGACUCUGUCCAAUGCUCCAGGGCCUUACAGAGCUUGGUGGUGGAGCUAAAGACAGAGCUGAGCAAACAGAGGACUGAGUAUGAGACUAGUAUCAAAAGAAUUGAAGAAACAAGUGCAGACCUGAGGAACCAACUGGUUAGGUUAGAAGAAGAACUGGACCAAGAACGAAAGAAAUACACAAUGCUGGAGAUAAAGCUGAGGAAUUCCGAACGUGCUCGUGAAGAUGCUGAGAAGAGAAAUUACCUCCUGCAGAAGGAAAUGGAAGAAUUUUUUUCAACAUUAGGAUGUUUAACUGUUGGGAGUCAAAGUGCUAAAGUCCCCAAGUAGAACAACUAUAGAAAAUCCUGUUCCUGACAAAAUGAGUGAAAAUGCAUAUUUUGUUCUGGUAUACUCAUGUAUCAUGAGUAAUUCUAUAGUGAUUGUGCUCUCAGUGACACUUGCCCUGUUGUCUCUACAUGUGCUAUAGUAUUUGGGCCAGCUGGGAAAGACUGCUGACCAUAAAGCUUGAAAAUUUAGUGUCAGAUUGACAAGAAAGAGUGGGUCCCCUCUGUAUCCACAGAACAACAAAAACUCUUCUCCAGAGUGUCCUGCUGCCAUCUUAGGACUCAGCUGCACCAUCCUUUUGUUGGCUCAAGGAGAGUGGAAGGUCCUGCAGAGUGGGUGGAUGGCCAGAACCAACAAACAAGCUGAGCCUGGAGCUGAGGGAUCCCCACACUUGUGCUUGGGAAGGUGGCAGUUCCAGCCUGUCACCACAGCCAGGACAUUUGCCAGACGGAUUUAAUGAGGUGGCUUUCGCCCUACUCCCUCCAUAAAGUUUGUUCAAAUUUCUCAUUCCUAGAGUGAUAUUAUUUUAUGAAGAUAUUGCGAAAACAAGGUCUGCAAACAUGCUGAAGAUACCAAAAUCUUGACAAUUCACUAAAAUUGUCCCUUACCCACCUAAUAUUUUUAGUGUUUCACAAAAAUGCAGCUUUAAAUUAAACUGUGAUUAAUAAUGAGAUUGGCUACACAAACUCUUUGGAACUUUAAAUAUGCACAUUUUGCCUUAGGUAUCUGAAGGUUUUCUGAGCCAAAAAUAGAGCAGUAUUAGCUGCAAGAAAAAAAAAUCUUCUGAGAUGAUAUAUGUAUUAAGGCAGAAGAUGGAAGAUCCUUAUCAUCAAAACACAUCCAAACUUUAAUAGCAAAACUUAUGUUCUUACAGGGAUAUGAGGGGACAGGAAGAAUACUGCACACAACCCAUCAUCCCAACUUCCUUACUUCUGCUAAGGAGAAAUCAUUAGAAUGAAGCUGUGAGUUCUGGUAAUUUGCUGCUGGGCUGACUUCCCUUCCAACUGAUUUCAAGAAGUUCUGCAUAGCAUUUGUAACACCCAUGCAGGCCAUGCAGAGCCUGCACACAGAAAAUUGUUUCACCAGAUUCAGCUUGAAUUUCUCACCUGCAAGCCCAGCAUCGUUCACUUUGUCUUGGCACUCCAUCUUUGACAUCCUGAAGUAGCUUGGGAGUCUCUAAGGAGAAAGAAUUUUAACAAAAAGUGCCACAACAACAUGAACUGGCUAAAGGGAAAGUAUGGACUGUAACGAAGAAGAUUGCUUUAUUUUAAGUAUUAUGAAAAAGUGCCCUGAAUCUCAUUUCUUACUAGAGAAAACUAUGAUUCACUGUCUGAAAAUAACCUUAGAAUGGGUUUUUACAUACCAGGAGAUAGUCAAUACUGAAAGAUAUACUUUCUUCUCAGCAUCUCACAGAUAUCCAGGUAUUUCAAUAUUUUAAACAUCUAGGUAUGAACUUGUUUCUAUUGCACUGUAAAACCUCUCCUUAUUACAGAAAUGUAAAAAAUUGUAAACCAUUUAAAGUGAGCAAAAAGCAGAAUUUUAACCUAAUCUUUCCUGGAUAAGAAAUGUCAAGCAAGGUGAUACAGUAAAUCAUGUGGA
Zonotrichia leucophrys gambelii is the source of this 4337-nucleotide messenger RNA. RefSeq names its product Rho GTPase activating protein 22 (gene ARHGAP22). Gene Ontology annotation, biological process: activation of GTPase activity; signal transduction. The record is from RefSeq and is a predicted model, not a curated record. The transcript is spliced from 11 exons. Gene Ontology annotation, cellular component: focal adhesion. Bases 573 to 2741 code for a protein of 722 amino acids. Gene Ontology annotation, molecular function: GTPase activator activity. Lineage: Eukaryota; Metazoa; Chordata; Aves; Passeriformes; Passerellidae.